Molecule: messenger RNA, 1995 nt
Organism: Plasmodium yoelii
Lineage: Eukaryota; Apicomplexa; Aconoidasida; Haemosporida; Plasmodiidae
Product: bifunctional methylenetetrahydrofolate dehydrogenase/cyclohydrolase, putative
Exons: 1
Coding region: 1-1995 (664 amino acids)
Biological process (GO): tetrahydrofolate interconversion
Cellular component (GO): cytosol
Molecular function (GO): methenyltetrahydrofolate cyclohydrolase activity; methylenetetrahydrofolate dehydrogenase (NADP+) activity
Source: RefSeq, a predicted model, not a curated record
AUGAAGCCUGAGUUGCUUAUUGGGCUUCCAGUGUCAGAACAAAUUGAUCAACUUAUUUUAAAAAAAAUAGAAAAUUAUAAAAAGGAAAAUUUAGAAAAUGGUAUAAAGUUUGAGGUAAAGAAAAAAUUGUAUGUUAUAUAUUCAAAAAAUGUGGUAGCAUAUUCUUAUUUAUAUAUAUUAUUAAAAAAAAGUAUAUACUUAAAAUUGGAUAUAAAUUUUAUACUAAUAAAAGUCGAUAAAAAAUAUUCUCAAGAAAAAUUAAUUAAUUUAAUAAAAAAAAUUAAUAAAAAAAAAGGAGACAAUAUAUCAAUUCUAAUUUUAUCACCCUUAAGUUUUCAUAUAAACAAAUUUUAUGUGUCAAAAUUUAUUAGCGAAAAAAAAGAUAUUGAUGCUUCAAAUAAUAAUGCAAUAUUUAAAGUAUUAAACAUUAAAAAAUCGUUAUUACAAUUUUUUGAAUUAAACACAAAUUUUAUAAAUAAUGAUAAAAAAAAUAUAAAUUUUGUUAAUAUAUAUAAUUAUAUUUCUAAUUGUAAAAAGAGAGACAACACUUAUGAUACAUAUAUAAAUAAAGACAAAAUAUUUGAUGUUAGAAGUUUCAACAAUGAAUGUGUAUAUCCAAAACGUUUUAUAUCAAUAAGACAUAUUCCGAAUUUUAUAUAUUUGGUACAAUUAUUUUUUCCAAUUUUUCAAUCACUAUUAUUUAGUUAUUACAAAUUUAUUAUAAUAAAUAUAAAAUAUAUUUUGAUAUAUUAUAUACAAAAUAUACUGAAAAAUAAUUGUGAAAAAAUAUAUAAAAAAGAUAAAGUAGAAGAAUAUAAUACAAAUAUUAAAAAGACAAUAAUUAAAUCUAAAAAUGAAUAUAGAGAUAAUUUGAAUAAUUGUGAUAUUAACAAAUCUUUGGAAAAUAUAUCCAUAAAUAUGAAUACAGAAAUUUAUAACUAUUUAAAUGAAUUUACUAAAUUUAAUAUACCUUGUUGUGUUCAUUCCAUUAUUUUAUUUAUUAAAUAUUACAACAUUAAGAUAGAAAAUAAAAAAAUAUUAAUUCUUAAUAAUAAUAUAAAUAUAUUUUUAACAUUAUUUUAUUUUUUUUAUAAAAUUGGGAUUUCUACAACAGUUUAUGACGCAGUCAAUGGAUAUACUAUUUGUAGAUAUAACAAAGAUGCAAAAAAAAAAAAAAAACAAAUUUAUUUUUUUAUAAAAAUAGACAAAAAAAAAAAAAAAAAAAAACUAUAUGUCCAUGAUGAUUACGAUUUUAAAAAUAAAAUUCGGAAAUUUAUAAAUAAUUAUAUAUAUAAUAUAAAUAAACAUAUACAGAGUAACAAAAAAUAUGUUAUCAUUAAAAAUAAUCUGAAAAAAAAUAUUAUCAAAAAUUCCGAUAUUAUAAUAAUUGGUAUUGGAUAUUUUAAUAUUUUAAAGAAAACACAUAUUAAAAAAAAUGCCAUAAUUUUAGAUCUAGGCAUCAAUUUAAUAUCUACAAGUCAUGUAAAAAAAAAAGAAAAAAAAAAAAAAAAAAAAAAAUUAUGUACUAGCCAAGUUCAAAAUAAGAUACAAGAAAUAAACCAAAGUAUAAUUCCGAUUAAGCCAUCAUCUUGUUUAUCUGAACAAACAUGUUUUAGUAUCAAAUAUAGAAAUAAAAGAAUAUACGAGCAAAGAAAAAUUCAAAAUAAAAGAAAAUGUGGAAAUAUAAAUAGAAUGUCUUUUCAAAAUAGUGAUAAAAAUGAGUAUAGAAAGAAAAAAUUAAAAAAUAAAUAUAAUCAAAUAUUAUUAAAAAAUGAUAAGUUAAAGCUUGAAUUUGCUAAUAAAUUAUCGAAAUUUUUUAAAAAUUAUGAAAUAUUUGGAGAUGUAGAUUUAAAUUGUAGAAAAAAAACUGCAUAUAUUUCUUCUGUUCCUGGUGGAAUUGGUCCCAUUACAACAUCUAUGUUAUUUUAUAAUUUAUAUUUAAAAAAAAAUCCUACAAAUUUAAUAAAAUAUAGUGUAAAAGAAAAUAACAUUUAA